Microthlaspi erraticum is the source of this 234-nucleotide messenger RNA. The record is from the annotation of a GenBank genome assembly. NCBI's taxonomy places the organism in Eukaryota, Viridiplantae, Streptophyta, Magnoliopsida, Brassicales, Brassicaceae.
AUGUAUAUUUUGAGGCCUCAAGCACAUGAAUCAUGUGUUUAAAUCGCCGAAGAAGACGACGGUGGUGGUGGCCAUGGAGAUCGAAGAGAUAGAGACAGCGAAGAAGAGAUGCGAAUCAGUCAUAAGAACAAUCCGACAUUGACUGCAAACAUGGCGUUUGUCAGAGCUGUGUCUCAGUCAGGCAUGUCUCUCUCCACCAUCGACCAUAGCCCUCGAGCUCUUACUGGUGAUUAG